UAUUUAUUUUAAAUAAUAAUUAUAAUCUUCUUUAUAAUUAUUAGUUAUAAUUUAUUAAGAGAAAUUUGUUAAUUAAUUAUUAAUUAUAUUGAAAACUAUCGUUUGGUCAUUUUUAGUAAUAACCAAAAAUUGUAAAACAUUUGUAUAUAAUGUGAGUUUAGAAAAGUGUUUGUGUCCAUUCUUGUUAUAGUCACAGGUUUAAGCACAACUGUCAGAAGAGCGGGAUUCAGUAAAUUUGUUUAGUUGCAUCGUAAUGCUUUAGGUAUAGUUUCUUUGUUAUUAAUUUUAUUUAAAAUAGUUCUGCAUAAUUUGUUAAAAUGUCGCACAAUAUCUCCAAAUCUAGUCCACAUGGGUUUUGCGACGCAAUAUUUUCUAUGUCACCAAUAAAAUUUGACAAAGAAAACAAGUCUCCGGCAAAAGAGGUAUCAAAAGCAUCACAUCGUAAUAUAUUUACUGAAUCACCUACAAUAAAAAAUCAAAAUAAAACAAAACAAUUGUUAUAUAAAAAACAUAAGUUAUAUACGAGAAAUGAGAUUUCUCAAUUUCUUGAUCCAUUGAAAAGAUCGUCUAAUGUCGAUGAUAAACAUUCCAAAACAAUAAAUACAUUACAAAACAAUGAUUCUUUCAUAUCCGGUAAUAUAAUGAAAACUCCUUUAAAGACAGAAUCUGUAUCCAGAUUAUCUGAUAAUAAAGCUGUUUCUGGAUAUUUAUGUACACCAAAGCAGCAAAAAACAUGUUUAACUCCACGUAAUACAAAAAUGAACGUAUUAUCUUCUUCUAAGACUCCUACAAAAAGAUAUUUCAGUGAUCAAAAUCUAUCACAAGCGACUCCUGAUUGUUUUAGUAAAGUACAACUUGAAACGCCUAGUGUUAAAUUUAAUGAUAUUGGAAUGGAUGAAGCUAUUGAAGGUGAAAAUAGUAAUUUAACAGUCGGUAUACGUGUGAGACCUUUGAAUUUAAAAGAAUUAAGUGAGGUAAAAAUUGCUUCAGUUUUAAAUAUUGAUGGUCAAAGCAUUAAUGUAGAUUGUGAAACAUCACUACAUAGAUUUACAUAUGAUCAUUGUUUUGUUUCUUACUCUGAUUCGUCAAUAUCUAAACAUGCUAGUCAAGAAGUUGUUUUUAAUACCAUGGUAUUGCCAUUAGUACAAAAUGCAUUUGAAGGUUAUAACGUAUGUCUGCUUGCAUAUGGUCAAACAGGAUCUGGUAAAAGUUAUAGCAUGAUGGGUAUUGAAUCUUCUCAAGAAAAUUCUAUGAGCGUUGAUAAAGAGGCUGGUAUCAUACCACGAUUUUGCCAGGAAAUAUUUACACAAAUACCCAGUAAUAAAAAUUUUAAAACAACAGUAGAAAUAAGUUACUUUGAAAUUUACAACGAGAAGAUACAUGAUCUUCUAGCGAGUGCUACCAAUGGAGAUAAAAGGACAGCUCUUAAAGUUAGAGAACAUCCAGUUUAUGGACCUUAUAUUGUAGAUUUAAGUCAGCAUUGUAUAAAAAAUUAUAAAGACUUACAGAUUUGGUUGAAAGUAGGUAAUUCUCAGAGAGCAACAGCAGCAACUGGUAUGAAUGAAAAAAGUUCACGAUCACAUAGUAUUUUCAGUAUUAUAUUAACUCAAACGCAAUUAAAUGAUUUGAAAUGUUCAUCCACUGAUGCAAGUCGUCGUAGUAAAAUAAAUUUAGUCGACUUAGCAGGCAGUGAAAGAUUAAGUCAAACCUGUGCAAGUGGAAAUAGAUUAAGAGAAGGUGUAUCUAUCAAUAAAUCUCUUCUUACCUUGGGGAAAGUAAUCGCAUCGCUUGCAGAAAAUACAAACAAUCGUAAACGAGGUUUUGUCCCAUACCGUGAAUCUGUUCUAACGUGGCUACUAAAAGAAAGUUUGGGUGGAAAUUCUCGAACGGCAAUGUUAGGUACAGUUUCACCAGCUAACAUUCAUCUCGAAGAAACCUUAUCAACUCUUCGAUAUGCAUGCCAGGCACGAGCUAUUGUUAAUCGCAUUCGAAUUAAUGAAGAUCCACAUGACAGAUUAAUUCGCGAAUUGAAGGCGGAAGUCUUACGAUUACGAGGAGUUCGUGAAGGAUAUGAAAAACAACUUGGAGUUUGUCCACGUAAGCUUGUUGAUAGCAUAGAAUCAAAUGUAAAGGACAGUAAGGAGAUUGAACGAAAGCAAGAAGAAAUUAACAGGUUAAAAGAACAAUUGAAAAAAACAGAAGAACAACUUGCUGCCACUCAAAAGAGCAGCUUGGAAAAAUUACAGGAAACCGAAGAAAGAAAGAAUUCCGAGCUAAAAUAUUUACGACGUUGUGGAAUCGCAGUUGAAAUUGAUUUACGUGAAAAGGAUAAACAACCAUGUUUAAUAAAUCUCGCUGCUGAUCCUAUGUUGUCUGGUACAUUGUUGUAUUUAAUUCCGCCUGGUUUGGUACGCAUUGGAAAACGUUCAGAGAACUCAGAAACCUUUAAAAAAGUACCAUUGGAUAUCGUUUUGGAUGGGCCACUUGUUAGAAAAUUGCACUGUACCAUAGAAAAUAAAAAUGGUAAGCUUAUGUUGUUGCCAGAGAUGGAUGGUGAUACCUAUCUGAAUGGUCAGGUGGUGAGUGGGAAAGUACAUCUAAAACAUGGUGAUCGACUUGUCAUAGGUGGCAAUCAUUACUUCAAAGUUUCAAAUCCACAUGAUGAGACUGGAAACAUACAAAUUUCUUCGCAGGCUAUAGACUUUGAAUUUGCACAUCAAGAAAUACUCAAGAUACAAGAAGAAAAAUUAAGAGCAGAACUGGAGGAAUCAAAACAGAAAGCCAUAAAGGAAUUAGAAAAUGCAAAACGAGAAGUAGAGUUACAACUUGGCUCUCAAAAAUCUACCUAUGAACAUAAAAUCGAGGUUCUUGGUAGUACAUUGGAAGAACAAAAAUUAGCAUUGGAAGAAAUAAAUCGUCGUAAACAGGAACUUGAAUUAGAAAAGGAGAUACUCGCUAAUGAAAUAGAAACGAAUAAUAGAAUCAAAAAAAUUCAACAAGUGGAAACUAAGGCAAAUGUUUCACCAUACAAGUCAAAUUUUCUUCAAGAAUUAGAAAGCAUAUUGAACGAAACUACUGCAGAUUUUGAAAGUGCCCUUAAAAUCAAAACCAGUGCCGAGACUAUAAAAGCUGGUGGUAUUAGUUUGCACGAGAUGCAAAUACUCGUUAGGGAAGCAACUGAACGAUGCAGAGAAGUUGGCAUAAAUUAUGAAUUUAAUCAACAGCAGACUCUAAUUGAUAAGAAUCUGAGACCUGUGAUUCGUGUUCGAGAUAAAGAUCAUAAAAAGGAAACAUUGUGGGAACCAAUGCGAUUUUUAGAUUGGGUUCAUCAGUUGCGUGAUUAUGAUAUAGAAAAUUCGUUGAAAGAGUUACAGAAUUCAGAAAAUGAUUGGAUACCUUUCGAUAAUACCGAAACGUUCGAUGAUUCUUUAAAUAAUAGUAGAAUUUCAAUAAAUUUAACACCUGUGAAGAAACAUUUGAAUGAAAGUUUUCAACAAUUAUCUAUGGAUACGUCGAUGCAUGAUUCUAUGACGCAAGAGGAAGUAUCCGAAUCUCAACAGCGCAAGAACGUAAAUACUUAUCUUAUGCAAAUUGAACGCGCAACACAAUCUUUAAGUAAACUAUGUCAACAAUGUGAAAGCCCUGAAAUUAACAAUACAAUUAGCGAUUCUUUAGAUAGAGUACAAAAUAUUAUCGUUGAUAUAAGGAGUAUGUUGCUCGUUAAAAAUUUGAAGGAUAAUAAAAAUGAAAGUGUAAGUUCGACUGGAUCUGUUAAUAAUACUGUGAUCGAAAGAAUUGAUUGUACAAAUACCGUGCAAUUUGUGAAUAAUGAUAUUCCUAAAGAAGAUAUCAAGUUAAAUGCAUCUCCGGUCAAAUCAAAUUUACGCAGUAAUAAUAUUACACAUCCUAAAAAUGGAAAUAUUCCAAAAUCCGUACGAUUUACGGAUAAAAUUCAACAUCAUCUAACUUAAUAUUUAAAAGUAGAAAACUUGUCAAAUAAUAUAAAAUAUUUCUUUCUUUGCCUAUAAUGGCUGAAAAUAAUAAAGCGAGAAUAUGACACCUGUGAUAUAUUAUUCACUAAAUGAUUUUUAUAAAAUUAUUGAAGGUUUAAAAAUAAAGUAAUCAACCGUUGUGUCCAACAACAAGCUUUUUCUUGAAAAUAAAUUUGUCAUAUUGUUAUUAGGAUCUCUUAAUCUCAUUCAUUCUUGCCAUUUUUAUUUUUAUUUAUCUUCUUGACAAGACUUAUUAAUAUUUUAUUAUAUUUGGUUAUAUUCUUAAUCUCAUUGAUAAUUAAAAAUGUUAUAUAAAUUUAUAUGUAAUAUUGAUUAUUAAAAAAAAACUAUUGCCAAUGUAUAAAUAUUUAGAAACGUAUCUUAAGAUCAGUUCAUAUGUAAUUAGAUUAAAUAAUUAUUUACAUAAGCAUGAUUGGUAUCAAUAUAUUGUUAAGUUAUAAUGGUAUAUAAUUCGUGUGUUGUAACUUUUUUAAAACUGUAUUUUUUUAAUGCAAUCUUUUUAUAACAGUUAUUUUUAUGCCAACGUGAUUUUACUUUUAUUUCUGAAUUAAUUAAAAAAAAAAAAAAAUAAUACUUGGAAGAGAAAAGGGUGAUUUAUAUGAGUAGUAUUUUUUUUAUCUAUCUACAUUUUUAUAUCUUACCUUUGUGUGUUUUAAAAAAGUACAACGAUGAAACAUGAAGAUUCAGAUAGUAUGAUUUUAAAUAAUAUAUAUUUUCACACAAAAUUUUUGUAUAUUUGUAACGAACUUAAUAUAAUAAAAAAAAAAGCAUAGAUUAUAAUAGUACAAUAAAUUUAUUAAAUUAAUCAAAAUAAUCUUCAAUGUCAAUAUCAGGAUCAAGUAUGUCUUCGCCAUAUGGAGUCAAGUCUAUCUGAUUGAGAACAAGGUUUUCACACAUUUCUUCUAGAUUAGUAUCUCCUAUAAGUACUGCUCCUUGCAACCUUCCAUUUUCUAAUAUAAGCUUUAUAUAUUCUUCUUUUUUUGUUACUCGAAGCAAUAUCUCAUAAUUUUUAUCUAACUUUUGACCAUUGUAUAAACCUAUCAAAACUACUUUGUAAUCAAAAAAUUUAGUAACGUGAGUAAAAAGUUCAAAACAAAAAUCUUGCAUGUAAUCUUCUUCUUUCAGACUCGAAGUCAUAGACUUUGCGGCAUAAAUUCCCAUUUGAUGUGCUUGCGUCCAAAGUCUCAUUUGAAACCAAUGCUUUGCUAUUUCCCAUCUUGCAGUACAUACAUCUCCUGCUGCAUAAAUAUCCUUUUCCGAAGUUUCCAAUUUCCAAUCCACGCAUAAACCUUCAUCUUCUCCUUUCUCAAGAUUUUCUAAACCCGUUAAGUUUGAGUUUGGUAUAACACCAGUUGCAGAUACAAUAAAAUCACAACCAAUAAUUUUACCAUUUGUUAAUUUUAUAUACACAGGCCAGUUCUCGGUAUCGCUACAUUCUGUAACUUCUUCUUUCUUAAGAAUUUCAUUUACUUCGCAUUCAUAUUCAAUCUGGACUUUUCUACAGUUUGAUGAAGUACCUUUUAUAACAAAAUUAUUAUGCCAAUCUGGACCAAGAGCAGGUCCUCCUUCCUUAGAUGGUCCAGUAGUAGUAUACCUCAUUCUUCGGAUAGGUUUAAUGUCACUAUUUUCUGAUUUAUCUGUAUUAUAAACAUCUUGUAAAAAGAAUUCUGCUGCACCUGGAUCAAUAAAUGUUGCAGAUAUGUGCUUAUCCUUGAUCACCCAAACUACUUCAACAUUUUUUACUUCAUGCACAAGUUCAGUUGCAAUGCCUCCAUUUCCAACAACCACAAUUUUUCUAGCAUUUUGAAUCUUUUGAGAAAAUUGAAGCACAGAUUCAGUAUCUCGAAUACCUAUGACAAAUUUAUUAUUUUCUGCGAUAAGUUUUGGUCUGCCACCAUUACAAAGACAUAAUUUUGUAUAUUUUAUUGAUCUUCCAGUUUGAGUUUUUAUAUAUUUCUUGUUAACAUCUAUAUUUGUUACAAUGUCAUGUAUAACUUGUAAUGAAGGAUGCUUUUCAGUAAGGGUUUUUGCAUUUUUCUCCUCAAUAUCAAAUUGCAUCACUGUCUUACCCAAUGGAAUAAUAUUUGUUACUGUUUUAAUUAGCGGACUUGCAGUAAUUAAUACAGUACUUUUCUCUGGCGCAAGAAAACUUAUACCUUCUGCACAAGACACACCUGCUAUACCACCACCUACUAUAGCAAACGUGCAGUUUAUGAUUUCAUCAGCCAUUUUUAUUUUAUAUCAAUUGUAUCAACUUAUAGAAAAUAUUCUUUUCAACAUAGAUGCAAUAUCUUAUGUAAUAUUCAUCAAUUAUUUAAUAUUUUUUAAACAAUUAUAUUUGUUUUUGUUCGUUAUACCACUCUGAAUAGUCGUAUUUCCUAAGUGGAACAUCAAACGUUAAAGUACCAUAUUCUUUUGCUUUAAGCACAGCUACAUGAAGUUGUUUAUAUCUUCUUUGACAAAUUCCAGUUUUCCUGGUAAACAUUUGAUGAUUUAAAGCUAUUUAAAUUUUAAUUAUCAAAUCAACACUUUGAUAAAACUUACCUGUAAUGUAGUACUUCACCUGUAUAUAUAGAAAUGAAUUGUUCCAAUAAUUUAACGUUCCUGUAAUCCAAGAUUAAAUAUUCAUCUCUGCAUA
This is a messenger RNA of Vespa velutina, 6651 nucleotides long. RefSeq names its product kinesin-like protein KIF14 (gene neb). NCBI's taxonomy places the organism in Eukaryota, Metazoa, Arthropoda, Insecta, Hymenoptera, Vespidae. Gene Ontology annotation, molecular function: microtubule binding; microtubule motor activity; ATP binding. The transcript is spliced from 12 exons. Gene Ontology annotation, biological process: microtubule-based movement; mitotic spindle organization. The coding region runs from base 318 to 3971 and encodes 1217 amino acids. The record is from RefSeq and is a predicted model, not a curated record.